Dimorphilus gyrociliatus is the source of this 3613-nucleotide messenger RNA. NCBI's taxonomy places the organism in Eukaryota, Metazoa, Annelida, Polychaeta, Dinophilidae. The record is from the annotation of a GenBank genome assembly.
GUACUUCCGAUUUUGUGUUUCCGUCACUUGCAAAUAAUAAUAAGUGCUCUGCAAGAAAAAAAAAUCAUUGAUUUUGACGAUUGCAGCUGCGUCAAUUUCGGAAAUGGCUGAUUCAAAGUUAAAAGUUGGAUGCAGAGUACAGAUAACAGGGAAGGAUGUUGUAGGAACGGUUGCUUUUAUCGGUGCAACUCUAUUCAGUAGCGGUAAAUGGGUAGGAGUGAUUCUUGACGAGGCAAAGGGUAAAAACAAUGGGACCGUUCAAGGAAAACAAUACUUUUCAUGCGAAGAAAACCAUGGAAUGUUCAUAAGACCUACACAGUUAGUUGUGAUUGACGAUAGUGGUCAAACAACGCCAACUUCCUCAAAAUUGCCUCUACCUGGGAGCACGAUUAAAAGAACAUCGAUUUCAAAAUCGGCUUCCAGAGAAAGAUUAUCUAAAGGAGCUUCACCCAGUGAAACUCCUAAAAAACCUUCUCCAGAGGCUCCUCCUGCAAAGAGCUUCGUUGAAGAUGUAAAGAAAGAAUUAGCUGCAAAAGAAAAUCAGGACACGAUUAGAGCUUUAACUGAGUCUGUGGCUAAAAUAUCAGCGCUUGAAACCGAAAUUACAACUUUAAAAAAGGAUAAAGAGGAUGUAGAUGAAAAGCUAGAGGUGCUCAAGGCAAAACGUUCGGAAGAUAGGCAAAAACUGAAGGAAUUCGAUAAAAUAAAACUUCGUGUAGAACAACUCGAAGAGUAUAAACACUCGGCUCAAGAAAAGAGCGCUCAGCAACAAAGAAGUCUCUUAGAAGCCAAGAACGAAUUGAAGGAUGUUCAAGAACAAUUCGAAAGAUAUAAGGAGGAAAUGCAAGAUGCUGCCGAAACGAUAGAAAUGGCCACUUUAGAUAAGGAAAUGGCUGAAGAGAAGAUAGAUAGUUUACAACAAGAAUUAUCAGCCACAAAAGAGAAAUACGAAGAAACUGCCCUGGAUUUACAAAUUUUAAAAGAAGAAUUAGAGAAUUCAUCUGAAUCCGCUGGUCAAACUUAUCAAAUGAAGCAAUUAGAACAACAGAACGAAAGAUUAAAGGCCGCCUUAGUUAAGCUUAGAGAUUUAGAUAUUUAUAACAAACAAGAGAUUAAUAAAUAUCAAAAAACAUAUGAUAAGCAAAAUAAUGAAAUAUCACAUUUAAGAAAAGAAAAAGAAACUCUACAGGGCGAAAUUAAGAAUUUAAAUGAGGCGUCAAUUGAAAUGUCGGAGCAAAUAGACGCAGCUCUUGGCGCUGAAGAAAUGGUUGAAAAAUUGACAAGGAAAAAUUUAGAGUUGGAGGAACGGAUACAGCAAUUAGAACAGGAGCAGGAAGAUUUAGAGACUUUACAUCAAAUGAACGAAGAGUUGCAGGAAAAUUCGAGAGAAACAGAGUUAGAAUUACGAGAGGCUAAUGAUUUACUUCGAGCUAAGUUAACAGAAUCGAUAAGAAGAUUAGAAUUAAAUCAAGACUCUAUUUCUGAUUACGAAAGAACUAUAACGAAGUUUAGAGAUCUGGUUGCCCAGUUGCAAGAGGAGAUACGCUCUCUGAAAGAAAAUACAGAAAAUGUUCUAGAAAAGAGAGAAACUCCAACAAUUGAUUUUCACGCAAAGCAAACUGAAAUGAAAAAUUUCAGUCAAAUUAUCGAUUUUAAUUUACUAAACAUUCAAUGCAAACAAUCGGCAAAGAAUAUCAACUAUUUACUUUCAUUUCUACCAGAUUCAUUGAAAAGGAGCGGUUGUGAAAUUGAUGCUAUAAAAUUAGUUCUCUUGGUAUCGUCAAUGAUACAAAAAACAGAUUUCCUCCUUAAUCAGAUUCGACAAAAAUGGAAAAUACCAGAUGAAAUUAAUCAAGAAGAUGUAUUAAAAAAUCAGACUAGCGAUCAAUAUAGUUAUAUAUCUUUUCUUCAAUUUCAAUUAUGCAGCUUAAAAUAUUUAUUGCAAAAAUACGAAGAUGCCUUAAAUUCUUGUUCGGAUUCACUACUACUUAAAGUUUGCAGUUUGCUACCAGAAAUAAAACCGCACGAGAAAUGUAUUGAUUUAUUACUUGAUUUGCUUAAGAAAGAUCUUUUAGACGAAACGGUCAAUUUAGAAGGACUUCAAAAAGCUGUUAAUUAUUUAAAACAUUUAUACUCGGUUCAUUUAGCUGAAGAAUUUGUCGAUCCAGUCUAUUUAGCACAAAAUUCUAUUGCUGCUUUGGUAGCUGGUUCAAAUAGCUUAAAAAUUGAUACAACAAGAAUGAAAUAUUGUCUAUUGGCCGAAGAUUCAAACAGCGAAAUAAAUAUUCUUUUAAAGGAUACAGAAAAUUUUGUUGUUUGUUUAAUAUCUGAAUUGAAAAAGAUAAAAAGAAGAGAUGAACCUUUACAAUAUCAGAAAAAUUUAUUUAUGGAGGUUGAAGAUUGUUUAAAUAAAUUGGCUAUAGCUAUAAAAAGUCUUAGGCAUUCAUCGGUUUCAGUUUUAAGGCAAGCUGAUUUAUUAAGUGAAAAAAUUGGUAUGAAUUCUGCAAAGAUGACUGAAUUAUUGAACGAAGCUGCUGAAAAAUUUUUUGACGUUCUAACCGUCUCACCAUUUGAAGCGAUUAGACAAAAUUUUGAAGAGAUUUUAGAAGUUGUUAAGACUUUCACUAAUGCAAUUGAAGAAGGAAAACUGGAGGCGGCCGAAAGAGUUGUUCAAAAAACUGAAAAACCUAUAUUGGUUAGAUCGCAUGCAGUUCGCGUUCAAUUGGCUGACACUGAAGGUGUUAAAGCUAAAUUAGAAGAUAAGGAUGAAGCGUUAAAAGAAGUAAAACAACAACUUAGAAUAAAAAUAGAGGAAAUCUCUGAAAAUAAUGUUAGGAUAAGUCUUCUGGAGAAGAAGGUUGAAAGCGCUUCCAGAGAGGCGGAUGAUCGUGCGGAUAAGUUGCAAUUAAAGGUUGAUGAAAUGACAAUGAAAAUGAGACAAAAAGAAAAAGAGUUUGAGGAGACGGUAGAUGCUUUACAGGCUGAUACGGAUGCCUUGGAACAGGAAAAAAUCGAAUUAAAAGAUCGUUUAAAGGCGCUUUCACGUAAAACACUUUUGGAGGGUUUGGCUAGACAGCCGUCAACAGCACAAAGUCAAGCAUCAGUAAGAGAGAAUCCGCUUUUGGUUGAGAAAGUUAACUCCAUAAGCUCUGCUUUGAAAGUAGAGCAAUCAAAGAAUUUGCGUCUUACCAGUAAAAAUAUGAUAAAUACUUUAAAAUCAUUACCACAGUUAAAUGUUCCUAAAGUUCACCAAACAACUGAAGUGAAAGAGGUUGAAAGGAAAGUAAAGAGCUUAGUCGCUGAAAUUUAUCACGAAGCUUGUACACCAAAAAUUGGUGCGAAAGAUAAAUGGAAUGAAUUGGAGAAGCAAUUAAUUAAAACGAAGAGUGAAGUUGAAAGCUUAAUAGCCGAAAGGCACUCCGUUGGUCAUGUCUCAACUAAUACAAAAGCAUUUUCAAGUCCAGAUCUAAAUAAAGUUUUAACGGAGAAGAUAAACGAGAAAGAAGUCAUUGUUGGUGUAAUAAAAAUACCUAAGAAGGGUUGCAAAGAUAUCAUCAAAUUACCAGUUAAUGAGAGAAAGCUGGAACGAAUUCAUGGCGCUUUAGUUAGAUAA